UUGUAGUACUAACAAAAAAAAAAAAACCAUAAAACCCUAAAAAAAUAAAAAGACAACCAAACAAAGACUCAUUUAAGUUCUUCUUCUUUCUUCUUCUCUUCUCUCUCUACCAAAAAAAUGGGGAUUCUGGAAACCCUAAAUUUCCUCUUCCGAAUAUCUCCAUUGUUUCUCUGCCUCAUUCUCGCCGCCGCCGCCGACGAAUCCGCCGUAAUGUCAAAGCUUCUCUCCGUCGUAUCUCCGGCACCGAAGGGUUGGUCGUCCACCGCCGAUUACUGUUCCACCUGGGACGGCAUUAAGUGUAGUUCCGGCAAAGUCACCGCCAUUAAUUUAAGAGAUAUGUCUCUCACCGGAACUCUCCCUUCCGAUCUCGGUACUCUGUCUCAACUCACAACUCUGUCUCUUCAAGGGAAUCAUUUCAAAGGCUCUUUCCCAUCAAUGGCGAAUCUUUCUCUUCUUCAAUCAAUUUAUCUUGAUGGUAACAAUUUCACUUCAAUUCCAUCUGGGUGUUUUCAAGGACUGACAAAUUUGCAAACUUUGAGUAUCAGCACAAACAUAAACCUUGCUCCGUGGAGUUUUCCGGCAGAGCUGGUCGGAUCUUCUAGCUUGGUUACUUUAUAUGCCGGAAGUUGUAAUAUGUUUGGUACUAUUCCUGAUAUUUUUGGCUCAUUCCCAAAUUUACAAGAUGUGAGACUUUCUUACAAUAAUCUCACUGGGGUUUUACCUCCGAGUUUUGCUGGAUCUGUGAUUCGAAAUCUAUGGCUUAAUAAUCAACAAAUGGGGCUUUCUGGUACCAUUGAAGUGUUGGCUAAUAUGACUAGUUUGUAUCAGGUUUGGCUUCAUAAGAAUCUGUUCACUGGUCCAAUUCCAGACCUUUCGAAUUUGGACACAUUAUUUGAUCUUCAACUUCGUGAUAAUUUGUUAACAGGGAUUGUUCCCAAUAGCUUAUCUUCAAUUCCAAGCUUAAAGAACAUUACUUUGGCUAACAAUAAGUUGCAGGGUCCAAUGCCUUCGUUUCCUAAGUCUGUCACCAAUGUUGAGCUUGAUGGUACUAAUAGUUUCUGUAAGAGUACUCCUGGACCUUGUGAUCCUCAGGUUAUGGCUUUGCUUCAGGUUGCUGGGGAUUUGGGUUAUCCAACUGUGUUAGCAAAUUCAUGGAAAAACAAUGAUGCUUGUUCAGAUUGGAGUUUUGUUAUUUGUGAUUCUGAUGGGAAUGUUAUUACUGUGAAUUUUAAAAAGCAGGGGUUUUUGGGGAAGAUUUCACCUGCUUUUGCUAAUCUUACAUCUUUGAAGAAUUUGUACUUGAAUGAUAAUGGUUUGACUGGUUCAAUUCCUAGUAGUUUGACCCUUUUGCCUCAGCUUCAAGUUCUUGAUGUUUCUAAUAACAAUCUUACUGGUGAUAUUCCUAGUUUUCCACCAACGGUGAAGUUUACUACUACUGGUAAUGUUUUACUUGGGAAAACUCCGAGCUCGGAGAGUGGAGGGUCUUCUGGCUCUGGCUCUAGCAAUUCCACUGAUGGGAGCGCGAAUGGAACGGGGAAUGGUAAUCGGGUUUCGGCUGGUAUGAUUGCUGGUAUUGUAAUUGCUGUGAUUAUCUUUGUUCUUGUUGUAUUGUUUGUGUCCUAUAAAUGUUUUGUUAAGAAUAGGCAUAAGAAGUUUGGAAGGGUGGAAAAUCCUGAGAUUGGUAAAGAAAUGGGGAAGGCUAGUGUAAUGGGUAAUAAUGGUUAUAAUGGAAUUGCUAGUGAAUUGCAGAGCCAGAGUAGUGGUGAUCGGAAUGAUUUUCCGGUUUUUGAGGGUGGAAAUGUUUCCAUUUCGAUGCAAGUUCUUAGACAAGUGACGAAUAAUUUCAGUGAAGAUAAUAUUUUGGGGAGAGGCGGUUUCGGUGUUGUUUACAAAGGAGAGUUGCAUGAUGGGACUAAAAUUGCAGUGAAAAGGAUGGAGUCUAAUGCCAUGGGAACGAAAGGGAUGAACGAGUUUCAGGCCGAGAUUGCUGUUCUUACGAAAGUUAGGCAUAGACAUUUGGUUGCACUCUUGGGAUACUGCAUCAAUGGCCAUGAGAGGCUUUUGGUAUAUGAAUACAUGCCACAAGGAACAUUGACUCAACAUUUGUUUGAUUGGCAAGAGUAUGGGAUUUCUCCUCUUACAUGGAAGCAAAGGGUUACUAUAGCAUUGGAUGUGGCGCGAGGAGUGGAAUAUCUUCACAGUUUAGCUCAACAGAGUUUUAUCCAUAGAGAUUUAAAACCAUCAAACAUUCUUCUUGAUGAUUUGAUGAGAGCAAAGGUUGCUGAUUUCGGUUUGGUUAAGAAUGCCCCUGAUGGAAAAUACUCUUUGGAGACGAGAUUGGCUGGGACUUUCGGGUACCUUGCACCUGAGUAUGCUGCAACCGGUAGAGUGACAACGAAAGUAGAUGUUUAUGCAUUUGGUGUUGUUUUAAUGGAAAUCAUAACUGGUAGAAAAGCUCUAGAUGACACAGUGCCUGAUGAGAGGUCUCAUUUGGUGACAUGGUUCAGAAGAGUCCUAAUCAACAAGGAGAACAUUCCAAAGGCGAUUGAUCAAACUCUCGACCCCGAUGAGGAGACAAUGGAGAGCAUAUACAAAGUUGCUGAGUUAGCAGGACAUUGUACUGCUCGGGAACCAUACCAAAGACCCGACAUGGGACAUGCUGUCAACAUCUUAGGUCCUCUCGUCGAGCAAUGGAAACCUUCUUGCCAAGAAGACGAUGAAAACGACGGUAUUAACCUAAACAUGAGCCUUCCUCAAGCUUUACAAAGAUGGCAAGCCGAUGAAGGGACUUCCCGAAUGUUUGAUGACAUUUCCUUAUCACAAACUCAAUCUAGUAUUCCAUCGAAAUUCGCUGACUCAUUUCAAUCAACAGAUUGCCGGUGAUAAUCAUUUGACUCCCAAGUGAUUUGAUGAUUGAAUAUUGCAACUGUUUUUAUCUUAAAUUUUUCUUCUUCUGUAUUUAUUGCUUAGUUUUGUUCUUCACACAAUAUGUUUUCUUGUCCUAAAACCAGAUGAAAUAUGUAAAAAUUUACAGCUAUUGUUGAUUCUUUUGAGCUAACACAUUGUUUUUCUCAUUACCAAGAUACCUUAAUAUGGCCAAAAAAGGAAGAACAAAAGGGCCCCUAAAGGUGUGUUGUUGUUGUUCUCCUUUGAUAUUCUUUCAUUAUAUUAUUCUCCAAAUGUAUAAUAUUUCCUUUUUACUUUCUUAAUUAUAAUUUUUUUGUGAGACA
Cannabis sativa is the source of this 3230-nucleotide messenger RNA. RefSeq names its product receptor-like kinase TMK4. The record is from RefSeq and is a predicted model, not a curated record. The transcript has 2 exons. Lineage: Eukaryota; Viridiplantae; Streptophyta; Magnoliopsida; Rosales; Cannabaceae. Gene Ontology annotation, molecular function: protein binding; ATP binding; protein kinase activity. The coding region runs from base 118 to 2883 and encodes 921 amino acids. Gene Ontology annotation, biological process: protein phosphorylation.